This is a messenger RNA of Jaminaea rosea, 1005 nucleotides long. RefSeq lists its product as hypothetical. Lineage: Eukaryota; Fungi; Basidiomycota; Exobasidiomycetes; Microstromatales. The transcript has 3 exons. Gene Ontology annotation, molecular function: protein-lysine N-methyltransferase activity. The record is from RefSeq and is a predicted model, not a curated record. Gene Ontology annotation, cellular component: cytoplasm. Gene Ontology annotation, biological process: peptidyl-lysine methylation. Bases 1 to 1005 code for a protein of 334 amino acids.
AUGGCAAGACCUUCCGGGCCAAGAUUGCAGGAGCACGACCCCAAUCACCCGCCAGACCUAGCGAUCAAGCCUAGCAGCGUGCGAGCUAAUGCGGCUGGCUCGCAAUGGCAGACAGACAGCGUAGAGACGAUACGGGAGUUUGGGAUAGCUGGGAGAGUUUGGGAGGCAGCCUACCUCUUCGUCAAGUACCUUCGGCCGCCGGAGUGGUUGGAUGGGAUUGACUUUGACCCUCCAUGCCCGCUCUUCGAUCCAGCAAGAAGAGCUCCCGAGCCACUCACAGUCCUCGAGCUGGGCAGCGGCGUGGGCGUCGUAGGCCUCACCUGCGCUCAAGCGCUACAUCAGAACAGACGCCAAGGACUCGUGCAGGCGCAAGAGAACCCGGGCAUUGAGCACGAUGCGGUGAUUCUCACCGAUUUGGAGAAUGUCGUCGAUCUGAUGAAGCGCAAUGCUCACUCAGCAGGCGUGCCUGGUGUACAGGUCAAGGCUUUGCCUUGGGGAUCGCAGCGACACGCAAGGCAGAUUCUGGAUGAGCUCGCCUCUAGCUCGAGCAAGGGACGAAAGCUGGACUACGUGCUCUGCGAAUCCCCACCGCCGGUCUUGAUAGCCUACAAGAUUCGGUCUAUGACCAAGGAGAUGCCUUUCUGGACCGCCUUGGGUAGGUGGUUCGAUGUAGAGGUCGUGCAUUGCCGCAGACAGCGGAGAGCAGUGCGCUCAGGAGGAGAUGUUGAGAAGCAAGAUCCCCGAGCGUCGGAAGAGUGGCAUCGCUUUGGUUCGCUCCGCGGUGAUCUCGAUGAUGGUCUCGACGAGGAGGGGGACGAGACGAGCGAGGACGCCUACUUCGUGCUCAUUGCCCGACGCAAGGCUUGCACGCAAGGCUGGUCUGCCCCACCGGAGGACGACCAAGCGCUCAUGGCUGGUUGGAUGCAUCGAGACGAGGACAGGCGGCGGGGUGACGGUGGAGCAGAUUGGCUAGAGUGGUCGCUGAUGAGUGCCAUUGGCGGCUGA